GGUUUUAUCGAGAUGGAGGGAUAACUUAUUUAUUUAAUAACAUAAUAUCAGUAGAAGAAAUUUAUUAACAUAAGAAAUUCAAUUUACAUUAUAUGGAAUUUCCUGUCAGCUGACUUGGUAGUGGGUGACCACGAUCCGCCAUUUUAUCCAACAAGAUGGAUCCUGAUCUCAGUUUCCAGGACGUGGUACGGUGUGACUUUUGUACAGAUAACGUUGUACAGAAUUAUUGUGACUUCUGUCAUGUCAAACUAUGCAAGCUAUGUAUAGGAGAACACAUCUCAGAUGAAUAUGACAAACAUAAAAUUGUCCCAUUCAAGCAACGAAAAUCCACCCUGAUUUUUCCAAAUUGUAAGAAACAUUCGAAAGAAACAUGCAAACUGCAAUGCAUGUCAUGUAACAAUUCUAUUUGCGCCAAAUGCUUGAUAUUAAAAGAACACAAAGAUCAUAAUGUAGUAGACUUAGAAGACAGCUACAAUUCGAAGAAAGAAAACAUUAAAAAAGAUACAGAAGAAAUAGAAAAUGUAAUUUCUCCAACAUAUGAAGAAAUAAGAAAAUCAUUGGAGAGCCAGAUUGUCAGCCUAGAUGGAGAGUAUGGAAAAAUUAUAAUAAUAAUGUCCAAACAAGGAGAGGAAUGGCAUAAAGAAAUUGAUAGAGCUAUCGAACAAAUGAAGAACGAAAUAAACGAGAUCAAAGUAAGCCAUCGGGGCAUCUUGGUGAAGCAUUUAAAAGAGAUAAAACAAAUAGAGACUAUGAUAAAGGAAAACUUAUCAACUUUGAAGGACCUACAGAGGGAAUCCAAUGUCGUGUCUAGAAUCAUAGAAUACAGUUCAAGAAACAACGAAUUUGGUAAACUUCCUCCAAAAAUUCAUGUGACAAUGCCUACAUUUUGUCCGAGACCAGUGGAUAGAAUAGAAGCUAAAAAAUUGAUUGGAUCCAUUAAACCUCUAACAUCUACCACAAAUGAAAAUGGCUACACCUUGAGGAAACAAAGGGGGUCCUCCAGAGAACUGUUGGAUACACCAGUGAUCAUCAACAAGUUUAACACAGGGUAUACCAAUCUCAAAAAUGUUUCCUUUUACAGCGAACAAGAAAUUUGGGCGUCUGCUCAAGUUAGCGAAAUAAAAUGCUUCAACAUUAAAGGUAACUCAAUCAAUGCAAUCAAAACAAAGUCUGAAGAAUAUCCUAGUGAUAAAGCAGUAACACGUGAUGGUUGUUUACUGUUUAGUGAUUAUAAAUUGCGCACUGUAAAUAAAGUAGUGAAUGGUCAGAUUAAAGAAAUAAUUACUCUACAGGGAUGGAUACCCCUGUAUCUUUGUGUCACUUCCUCCGAUGAUCUUUUGGUUGUGAUGUGGGAUGAGGACAAACCUCAAUACAAAGUUGUUCGAUACUCAGGCUCAGUUGAGAAACAAACGAUUCAAUAUGAUAAGGACGGUAAACCUCUGUACUCAGAGGCUUACAAAAUAAAAUUCAUAGCAGAAAACAGAAACCUAAAUAUAUGCGUGGCUGACCGUGCAGCCGGUGCAGUGGUUGUUGUUAGUCAGGCUGGGAAACUCCGAUUCCGUUACACCGGUCAUCCAUCAAAGGAGAAUCCGUUUAUUCCUCGUGGCAUCACAACAAACAGUCAGAGUCAGAUAUUGGUAGCAGAUUGUGGCAAUCUCUGUAUCCACAUUCUGGAUCAGGAUGGACAGUUCUUGCGUCAUAUUGAUAACAUAAUGUUCGAUGAUCCUACCGGUAUGUGCGUUGAUACACUUGACAACUUGUUUGUUGCCGAGUACACUACUGGAGAUAUCAAGGUCAUUAAAUAUAUUUAGUAAAAUACAUUGCGUAAAUAGUUGGUACUUGCUUUGACUUAUGCAGAAAAUAAACUGAAUAAUUAAUAAAGCUUCUGUCCGAAACUUUUUGUCUGAUGAUCUGA
Molecule: messenger RNA, 1915 nt
Organism: Magallana angulata
Lineage: Eukaryota; Metazoa; Mollusca; Bivalvia; Ostreida; Ostreidae
Exons: 2
Coding region: 156-1811 (551 amino acids)
Biological process (GO): positive regulation of DNA-templated transcription
Cellular component (GO): nucleoplasm; chromatin
Molecular function (GO): zinc ion binding; ubiquitin-protein transferase activity; protein binding
Source: RefSeq, a predicted model, not a curated record